Molecule: messenger RNA, 2063 nt
Organism: Branchiostoma belcheri (Belcher's lancelet)
Lineage: Eukaryota; Metazoa; Chordata; Leptocardii; Amphioxiformes; Branchiostomatidae
Product: histone-lysine N-methyltransferase SETD2-like
Exons: 9
Coding region: 94-1146 (350 amino acids)
Biological process (GO): regulation of DNA-templated transcription
Cellular component (GO): chromosome
Molecular function (GO): protein binding; histone H3K36 methyltransferase activity
Source: RefSeq, a predicted model, not a curated record
UUUCAGUCCAAUGUGCCAGUCCAUCCCGUCACUAGCAGCCAGCCACCCCCCGCAGUGGUGGUACAGUCCGUGCCCUCUCCUCAGGUCAGCCACAUGCAGCAGCCAGUGCAGCCAAGGCAACAGCAAAUCCCGGUGACACCCCAGCCACUCCCAAGUGCCCCACCACCAGCACAACAACAGCAGCAACCACAGUGGGAACAGGGCCAGCCAGUCAGCUACGUGGUCAACCAGCAACAGCAGCAGCCUCCUCCGUACGACAUUCCACAGCCUCCCAUCGUUCCACCUCACCAGAUACCUCCUCCUCAACAACAGCAACAACAACAACAGAACAUCGUGUAUCAGCAGCCGAUGACGUACACAGUCCAGCCCACCUACGUGCAACCACAACCUCCACCUCGAGCCGUGCUACCUCAACCUCCACAGGUUCAGUACAUCCAGCCUGGCCCCGGAGAGAGCCAGUUCUACCCCCAACCUCAGGGUGUGAUGAUCCAGCCAACAUACUCCCAGUCAGGACUGGUACAUACUCAGGUCAUGCAGCCUAUACAACAGCAAGCCGUGAUGGUGACACCACAGCCAGUGGUGAUGCAGCCGCCCGACAUUCCAUCCCCUCCCAAACCUCGCAUGCUGAGACUUCCUCCCAACUGGAGGGCAGCCAGGGACCAGGAGGGCAAGGUCUACUACUACCACGCUGUUACAAGACAAACCCAGUGGGACCCCCCGUCGUGGGACGGUAAUGAACCAGAGUUGGGAGGAGACGAGGCAGACAUGGACCUGGGAACUCCAACUCACGACGAUCAUCAUAAGGGCAAGAGAAAACCGACCAAGGCAGAUGCGGACACGUCUUGCGAGACAGCACGGAAAUGUAAAGAUGUCUUCAGGAAAAAGAUGGCGACCUUUGUGGUGUCCAUCCUGAACCCUUACCGGAAGCCUGACUGUAAGCAUGGUCGCAUCACGUCUACAGAAGACUUCAAACACUUGGCUAGAAAGUUAACACACGGGAUCAUGAACAAGGAACUGAAACAUUGCCGGCACGUGGAGGACUUGGAAGUCAACGAAAACGUCAAGAGCAAGGCUCGGGAAUACGUCCGCAAAUACAUGAGCAAGUUCGACGGCCUGUAUCAGUCUUCGCCACGUGAGGAAGUUUAAAACAUAAAAAUCGGACAAAUUGUACAAAUAUUACCAGUGAAAUGUUGAUACUGUGUAUCAAGGUGGACUCAAAAGUACUCACAGUAACUCUUUAUUUGUCCGAAACAAUUCUAGGGACAUGUCAGAGACAGCAGUGUCCAACUUACUGUGGUCACAAGUGUAAAAUAGUUGUAGCUCAAACGCACUGGUUUUUUAUGUAUACAUAUAGAGCAGAAAACAUCAGGAAAUAAUUGUGAAAAGAACUUGGUGCUUUUUCUCUGAGAGUCAUUCUUAGGGCAUUCUUGUAAUGUAAGUCUACUGUACAUACUAUUAACCUUGCUGUGACACCUGUUUUUGAAGUGGAAUAGUCCAAAACGUGGUAAACUAAUGUAGUUGCAGGAUCUAAUACUUUGAAAAUAGGGGUGCAAACUCAUAUUUGAUGAUAAAUUUGGUGCUCAUGUACACAAUGUACAGUAUAUUUUAUCAGACUGGGGGUUGACAUAGUAGGUUAAGGUUUGAACACCCCCCUUAACUAAUAGCGCGGUCCAAAACCGAACAUGUAGUGACCAAAGAAGCCAGAAUAUUUCUACACAACAUCUUUCCUUUUUUUUUACCUAAAGUUUAGUUGAUUCCUGUAGUUUUUUUUAAAUGUUUAGUUUUGUAAAUGUUUUAAAGAAUGACAGGUUCCAGGGAAUAAUUACAGCGUUGUCGGAAAAAUAAUCUGUAAAUGUGUGUUUUAGCGCAUGUAUAAUGAUACAUUGUAGUGUUGAAUUUGUCUUAAUAAUGAAACAGUAUCAGAACACAGGUUGUAUGAAUUUAAUGCAGUGCAGUUCUCCCGAAAAAGCUGCGCAUUUUGUACUUUUUGUAGGGAAUUUUAUUCAAUGUUAGUACAAUACAAUACAGUGGAACGGUUAAGCCCUACACAGCCAUAACAAACA